CAGACUCUUUCUGACCAGACUCGGCAAGGCCGCUGCACGAGACCGCUGACGAUUACGGACGCCCUUUAAACCACUGAAGAAGAAGAAGAAGAAGAAGAGGAGGAGGAGGAGGAGGAGCAUGGACGUGCAGAUGUUUCUCUGAUCACAGAGGUUGGUGUGAGACAAGAGGACCGGGAGUCUCAGCGCGUGUGAUGAUGGAGAGACACGAGACUGCAGGACUGACGAGGACCUGAACCUGGAUCUUUUGCAGAGAUCAGAGCAUCUGUUUCUGGACCCGGAUCUUAAUGAGAGGACCUGGACCUGGAUCUUAAACAGGGACCACUGUGCGGGGUUCUGACAACGUGUGUGUGUGAGUGUGUGCGUGCUCGCGCGCGCGUGAGUGAGUGUUGGCUCUGGACCUGCUCACAUCCGGAUGUGGAUUUAAACCUGUGGGGUCUGGACAAACAUGGGUCCAGGUGGGACGGAGUCUGGCUUUGAAUUAAGUCAGUCCUGAUUUUUAAAAUCACAUCAUCAUCUGAAUUUCUUCUCUGACUCCGCCUGCGUCUCUGCGCCUCGCGCUCCGUGAGUGCGUGACGCGGCGGGAGCCUGAUGGUGCGGACGCUCGGCGCACGGUGCUGGUUCGAGGCGCUGAUUGUUUGUCUUCGGCACGGACACGUGGAAGCGGCGAUGAUGAUGAUAAUGAUGAGGCUUCACGGUUAAUCCGGGAGAUGCGUUUUCACUCGUGUCGGAUUUACGGGCUGUUUCUUCAGUGGGAUCUUUCGCGUGACAAUGACCUCCAGCCGCAGCACGAGCGAGAAGCACGAGCACGCGCCCGUGGUUCGAUGCGCACGACGACAGGACCUCGUUUCGCUCAAAUCGCUGCUGAGUUGAGUCACAACCGAGAAGAAGAGGAAGAAGAAGAGGAGGAGGACACCCGGCGACUCAAGAAGUGGUGAAAGACGCGGAGUGGCGGCGCGCAGCGGCAGCGGUGAUGGAGCUGUCCGAGGUCCGCUGCUCCAGCGCCAGCGAGGAGCUUUACACUAUCAACAAGACCCCGAGCAGCAGCAACAACAGCAACAGCAGCAGCGGCAACAGCAGCGGCAACGGCAGCGGCAGCAGCAGCGACAGCGGCGGCAAUGCGCGACCCAAACGGCUGCUGUGGCAGAACGCGGUGCGGCACAUUACCGAGCAGCGCUUCAUCCACGAGCAGAGCGGCGUAGCAGUGAAGGGCAUCGGGUCCGACGAGCCCUACGACCCGAGCCACGACGCGCGCAAGCAGUCUGCGGGUCGCACGUCGGUGGGAGACCGGCACAACAACGGCGGCACCAAAGUGUUCCCGGAGCGCGGCAGCAGCGACCUGGGCUUCUUGCAGAUCGACUGCGCGCCGAGCAACUCUGACUUCUUCCUGAACUGGGGCUACACAUACCGAGGUGUCAUCUUCCCGACACUGAGGAACGCGUUCAAAUCCCGCGACCUGGAGCGUCUGUACCAGCGCUACUUCCUGGGCCAGAGGCGUAAAUCAGUGGUGGUGAUGAACAUCCUGGACGUGGUGACCAAACUCACACUGCUGGUCCUGCACCUGACACUGGCCUCGUCCCCCAUGGACCCCAUCAAAGGAACUCUGCUGGGCUUCUUCACGGGCAUCGAGGUGGUCAUCUGUGCCUUAGUGGUGGUGAGGAAGGACACCACGUCACACGGCUACCUGCAGUACAGCGGCGUGGUCACAUGGGUGGCCAUGGCCACGCAGAUCCUGGCUGCAGGUCUGGGUUAUGGUCUGCUUGGAGACGGUGUGGGCUAUGUCUUGUUCACGUUGUUCGCCACCUACAGUAUGUUACCUCUGCCGCUCACCUGGGCCAUCCUGGCCGGACUCUUCACUGCAGGGCUCCACCUGCUGGUCAAGCUGCUCAUCUCCCACAAUGUACCACUGUCCACCAACCAGGUGGCAGCUCAGUCCGUGUUGUUCAUGUGUAUGAACACCGCUGGGAUCUUCAUCAGUUACCUGUCAGACCGUGCUCAGCGUCAGGCCUUUCUGGAGACACGGCGCUGCAUCGAGGCUCGACUGAGACUCGAGACGGAAAACCAGAGACAGGAGAGACUGGUGCUGUCAGUCCUGCCGCGGUUCGUCGUUUUGGAAAUGAUCAACGACAUGACGAACGUGGAAGACGAACAUCUGCAGCAUCAGUUCCACAGAAUCUACAUCCACCGCUACGAGAACGUCAGCAUUCUUUUCGCAGAUGUCAAAGGUUUCACAAACCUGUCCACUACGCUGUCUGCGCAGGAGCUCGUACGAAUGCUCAAUGAACUGUUUGCACGAUUUGACCGCCUCGCACAUGAGCAUCACUGUCUAAGGAUAAAGAUCCUGGGUGACUGUUACUACUGUGUGUCUGGUUUACCUGAGCCCAGACAAGACCACGCCCAUUGCUGUGUGGAGAUGGGCCUCAGCAUGAUCAAGACCAUCAGAUACGUGAGAUCGCGGACGAAACACGACAUCGACAUGCGUAUUGGGAUCCACUCGGGCUCGGUGCUGUGUGGCGUGCUGGGACUCAGGAAGUGGCAGUUUGACGUCUGGUCCUGGGACGUGGACAUCGCCAACAAGCUGGAGUCUGGAGGAAUCCCGGGACGGAUCCACAUCUCCAAAGCGGCGCUGGAUUGUCUGAACGGCAGCUACGAGGUGGAGGAAGGCCACGGCAAGGACCGCAACGACUUCCUGCGGCGCCACAACAUCGAGACGUACCUGAUCAAGCAGCCAGAGGAGGGUCUGCUCACGCUGCCCGAGGACAUCAUGAAGGAGGCGGCCAGUUCGGCUGACCGCCGUGCCAGCAGCGCCACUUUCAAUGAGGCCUCGUGGAGUCCUGAGCUUCCCUUUGACAACAUUGUGGGGAAGCAGAACACUCUGGCUGCCCUAACGAGAAAUUCAAUUAAUCUGCUUCCAAACCAUCUCGCACAAGCUUUGCAUGUCCACUGUCCUGAGGAAAUUAACAUGCGAAUAGAGAACGCCAUCGACUUACGGAGGGGCGAUAAGUUGAGACAAGAGCAUAUCAAGCCUUCUCUGAUGUUUAAAGACUCCGGCCUGGAAGAGAAGUACUCUCAGAUGAGGGACGAGGUCUUCAAGUCCAACCUGGUGUGCGCCUUCAUCGUGCUCAUCUUCAUCACCACCAUCCAGAGUCUGCUUCCAUCUGCCAGGAUGGUAACCAUGGUGAUCCAGUUCUCCAUCCUCAUCAUCCUCCACUCCUGCCUGGUCCUGGUCACGACGGCAGAGGACUACAAGUGUCUCCCCCUGCUGCUGAGGAAGGCCUGCUGCUGGAUCAACGAGACAUACACAGCACGGAACGUCAUCAUCUCCGUUUCAAUCCUCAUCAACUUCCUCGCAGCCAUGAUCAAUAUACUGUGGUGCGACUUCGACAAGUCCAGCACCUUCAGGAACCAGACGUUCAACGAGUCCACCUCAAUCCCAGACAUCUGCUUCUACCCAGAGUAUUUCGUGUUCACCGGCGUGCUGGCGAUGGUGACGUGCGCUGUUUUCCUGCGUCUGAACUCAGUGUUGAAGUUAGCGGUGCUGCUGGUGAUGAUCGCCGUGUACUCGCUGCUGACCGAAGCGUUCUACAGCUCACUGUUCGUCCGCUAUGACACCGUCCACCACAACACGGAGAACUUCCUGGGAACUAAAGAGACGUCGUUGCUGCUGAUGGCCAUGUUCCUCCUUGCAGUCUUUUACCACGGACAGCAGCUGGAGUACACGGCCAGACUUGACUUCCUGUGGAGAGUUCAGGCCAAAGAGGAGAUCAACGAGAUGAAGGAGCUGCGCGAGCACAACGAGAACAUGCUGAGGAACAUCCUGCCCAGUCACGUGGCCCGACACUUCCUGGAGAAGGACCGUGACAACGAGGAGUUGUACUCGCAGUCGUACGACGCGGUAGGCGUGAUGUUCGCCUCAAUCCCGGGCUUCGCCGACUUCUACUCACAGACAGAGAUGAACAACCAGGGCGUGGAGUGUCUGAGGCUCCUCAACGAGAUCAUCGCCGACUUUGACGAGCUGCUCGGCGAGGAGCGUUUCCAGGACAUCGAGAAGAUCAAGACCAUCGGCAGCACCUACAUGGCCGUCUCCGGUCUGUCGCCUGAGAAACAGCAAUGUGAAGAUAAAUGGGGUCACUUGUGUGCGUUGGCAGACUUUGCCAUCGCCCUCAACGAGAGCAUCCAAGAGAUCAACAAGCACUCCUUCAACAACUUUGAACUGAGGAUCGGUAUGGCUCAUGGCUCGGUGGUGGCGGGUGUGAUCGGUGCCAAGAAGCCACAGUACGACAUCUGGGGGAAGACGGUGAAUCUGGCCAGCCGAAUGGACAGCACAGGCGUGAGUGGGAUGAUCCAGGUCCCAGAGGAGACCUACCUGAUACUCAAGGAACGUGGCUUUGCCUUCGAGUACCGUGGUGAGAUCUACGUGAAGGGCAUCAGUGAGCAAGAGGGCAAGAUCCGCACGCACUUCUUGCAUGGUCGGGUACAACCCAAUCCGCUCAUCAUGCAGCCACGCAAAAUCACUGGCCAGUACUCACUGGCAGCUGUCGUGCUGGGCCUGGUGCAGUCUCUCAACCGGCAGAAGCAAAAGCAGAUUCUCAAUGAGAACAACAACUCGGGAAUCAUGAAGGGCCACCACCACUACAACCGCAGGACGUUGUUAGCACCCGGUGGCUCCGAAGUGGGAGGGGGACAUCACGCUGAAGUAGCCGAUAAAACUGAGUUGUCCUGAAAAGCAGACCGGAGAUCUAGUUCCACUCAGAUUUCUCUUUAGGCAAAGAUUGGCCCAGUGGUUCAGUUAAACCUCAGUGGAUUCAACAAAAAAUAGCUGUAACAUUAUAACAGUAAAACUGCUGACCAAUGCAUUGGUGAGUUCUUAGUCUGGUUCAAGAUCCAGAUCAGAUUGGGUCGGUGCAGAUACACCUCGUUCAGUCCUGGUAUUAACAUUCUUCCUCAGUGCUAAGUUCAGGUCUGAACACUCCCAACCCGUCCUGAAUGCGUCCUCAGAUUCGAUCACAGAACACAUUCCGGGGAGGUUUAAGGACGCAUGUGACCGCACAAGAGACCAACUCUCUGCAUGAAAGACAUUUUAUCAUCUCUAGUAUUCUGUAGUGAUCCACUUUGAUCUUACGUGAUCCAUGGCGAUUGCGCAUGCUCCCUAUCAGGACAACACUGUCCAGUCCAGUUGGGGGCGCUCUCUUGUGUUGUUUAAAAGAGACUGAAGAAGAAGGGAACCAUGGAAACCUGUUUGAGGUUAUAUAAGGAAGUCUGCUGGUACCAGCAGAUGUACAAGUCAGGGCUCAAAGAACACAAGGACAUACAAAAGAAGACAAACUCCUGGAGGGACAUAGUCACGGGUAAAGUUGAUCAUAAGAAAACAACUGUGAAACAAGUCUUUAUGGAUGCAGAAUGCAGUAUGACCUCUCCCUUACUCUGAUUUAUUUGUAGCCACCACAGUAUUAACACUGACAGUCCAAGGAUUUCUUCUUCUACUGUUUUCAUCCGUACAACCAGACUCGUUAAAAACACCUUUCCGUUCUCGCAAACAGGGACAGGUGAAGCCAGAUCCACGUGUGGUCACAGGACACACAUUCAGGACGCAUUCUAAUGCAAGGUGUGGACCGUCGCACUUUUCUUCAUCCACAUGUGAUCAGAUCACGAAGGACAGAUGUUGAUACCAGGUCUGAACAGGUCCAGAGGUUCAAGUGGGUCUCAGGACAAGUGUGGCUGAUGUGUGCACAGAGACAUCAACAAAACAAAUACAUUCCAAUACCGUUUUUGGCACACAACAUUUCUGGAUUUGAGGUUACCUUUUCUUUUUCCAAAACCUAACUAUGACUCUCCAGAGAUAUACAUGCAGAGGCCUGAAGUCGUCAAACUGCAGCCACAUUUAAAUCCUACAGGGGUUUUUUACUUGUGGUUGAUGAAUUACAUCUGAAAAUAAGCACAAAUUAUAUCAUGUUGCAAACUUGAAAGUUGAGUCCCUCGCAGACUGGUAAGAGGUACAGUUCAGUUAGUUCAGUAACCAGGGAACCAAAAUAACCAGUUCAUACUGUCCUACUUUUUGGCUCCCUACUGUUGGUGUACAAUGAUGUACCCUCUAAUGGGUGGAGGUAGACUCAUUGCAGUCCUUUGAUUGGUAGAUAGAAACCCAUCAUUUCCGGGCAACAAGGAGAAUUUCUUGGCAGUCGGCACAGCGAGGUUUGCAGUAGUGUAAUGUCAUGCUAUUGACUUGGCUGACGCAGUGGAAAUGCUAGCCAGAUCCGGGUUUACCGUUCUGAACUAUGUGGCAGAAAGAAACUUGAGUGUUGCUGUCAAAAAAACUAUUAACAAAAUCAAGACCAGACAAGGUAAGAAAAGGUAAGAACAAGACCAGUCCACUGUACAGGAAUGCCCAGCCAGGGUCCUGGUUUUAGGCUGGGUCCCUAAAAGUCCUGGGAUAAAAUAUGAAACCCUACAAGCCACCAGCACAACCUUUCAUGACAGAACCUCAUACUCAGACUAGUUAGGACAGAAAUAAUGGCAGAUGGUGGUUGAUAGGGUGCUGUGGCCCUUAAGAGCAGCCGUGACUGACCAAUUUUUGUUUACCAGAUGCCACACUCUGUUUUGCGACACUCUCGUGAACCUUUCGUCUUUAUGCGUUAAUUCUCAUACGGUGGUUAGUCUUAGGCUAGCAUUUAGCUUAGCAGUGACGUUGUGUAGUAAAAUACAACUAUGGAAGUGAACGAGAUAAACACAUCACACUGUUAAUCCGCUCCUACUAAUCGUGGUGGAAAUUCCCUAACCUUGACGCCUGGGUCUGGGGACAACAAACUUGACCUGAAAGAGACAUAUGUUCCAGGUUCCUGAUGAUACACGUUUCUUCCUCAGUUUCACACUGAUCUACAGGUUUCAGUCACAGAUGUCUUCAUCCAUACAUGUGUGUGCAGGGACAAAUGGACCCUGUUCUAGGACAAUGUCCAUGUGUGGCCCAUAAUUGUCACCAUACACGAAGGCUCCAGGAAAGUAAUACAGACAUGUGUUGAACGCAAGAUUGUGGCUAAAUAUCGGAGAAGAUUAAGAUCGUGGAUGUAAAUAAUGCAGGUUACAAAUGAACAGCUGGUUUGGGAAAAUGUUUCCAGAGGGAACAAAGAGACUCAAACACAGUUCCUAACACCUCAAGGACACACACCUGAAUGUAAACAGCAACGGUGUUUAUAAGAAAACUCCACAGGGCAUCUUUAUGAGGCUAACGAGCAGGUUAGCUAAUUAAAAAGGACAGUUACAAGUUUGUGAUGAGCCUGAGACUCACAGGUUGACUUAACAAGAGACUCUGCAAAUAAAAUCUACGCCAGUUUAAGUCUACAAUAACUUAAGAAGUAUAUGGUCACUGCUUUGUUGAGUUAAGCUAAAAUGUCUUUGUCCUUGUGUCCCUCCUGGCAGCCAUGUUUACACUAAGAGUCAGCCUUCACGUGUCUCAGGCUACCACACUUGACAAAACCCGAAUCACCCCUUUAACCAGGAAAACCAGUUAACUAACCUGUUGACCUUCCAUGAACAUCAGGUUAGCUAAAACACUUCUCUGGACAUUUCCACUGAGGUUUAACUCGACCAGUAAAAUCAUUCCCUUCUCCUGAAUCAAUGCCACUUUCGAUGAAUGUUUGGAGAACUGAAACUCCACUCCACUCCACUAUUCCUGAAGGGGGCAAUGUUGGUGGUAGUGGAGGCAGGGAGGGAGGGGGUCAGGACUGUUUUCAUCCACCCUUGCUCUUUUCAAUGUGUGUUGGACUGAUCUAUUCCUCUCGUCGUUUCCUGUUCCCCUUUUUACAUCGCCCUUUUCCUGCCCGAACUCCAGAGACCUUGUCCCCGCCCAGACCCGCUCCUGGUGUUGGUAUUUCUUUUUUGUAUUUCUUUUAUAUAUGACAACACAAUAAAAAAGGGGGUCUAAUUUUUUAUUUAAAAAAA
Molecule: messenger RNA, 7932 nt
Organism: Solea senegalensis (Senegalese sole)
Lineage: Eukaryota; Metazoa; Chordata; Actinopteri; Pleuronectiformes; Soleidae
Gene: adcy8
Product: adenylate cyclase 8 (brain)
Biological process (GO): cAMP biosynthetic process; adenylate cyclase-activating G protein-coupled receptor signaling pathway; intracellular signal transduction
Cellular component (GO): plasma membrane
Molecular function (GO): adenylate cyclase activity
Source: RefSeq, a predicted model, not a curated record